AUGAUAAACUCAGAUUAAAUGAGAAAGUCAAGUUCCCAAAGUGCUAUUAUAAGCACAAUGUAGAAUCAAAGAUUUUACUGUAGCUAAAAAUUAAAGACACCCAAUAAGGAAUUCUUAAAAAGCAAUCGAAGUUAAGUUUCUGUCUCAGAAUAGUAAGACAGUAAGUCCAGAGUGAAUACAUUAUUUGAAAAAAUUAAAGCUUAAAAUAUGAAUAUUCAUAAGUCAGAUAACAACCUUUUUUUAAAAGUAGAAGGAGCAAUCUUAGAAUUGUAUAAUUAAUAUGAACAAAAUUAUUAAGGACUUGGAUCACUUGACAGAAUUAAAACAGUUUAAGAAAAUUUAUCAGUGGAAUUCAAAAAAUAAAAUGAUUAACUAAUCAAGACAUUUGAUGGUUUAAAGUUAUCAGACUUAUAAUAAAAUGGAGUUAAUCAAAUAUAAAUUGAUAGAUACUAAUUUUAUUAUUUCAGGUUAAGAAUUUUAGAUAAACAUACACCAAUUCAUAUUCACUUACAAUUACCAGAAUCAUUAUCAUUUUUAUUAUUUAAAUUGAUGCUUUCUGUAAAAAUUGAAUUUCCAACUAAAUUUAAUGCAGAUUAAAUAAUCUAAAGUAAUUAUGCAAAAGUCUAUUCAAGUAAUCCACAUGCUCAUUAUUUUAAAGAAGAAUUCCUUUAUUUAACAUUUUAUUCUCAUGUUGAUUUUAUAUUAAAGAUAUAAGUACAUUUUGGAUAAUUGAAUACUGAAAAAACCCCAUCUCGCCAAAAUUAAUCUAGAUCACCUAAAUUAAAAAUGGUUAAUAGUGAAAAUGCUAAAUUUAUACAUACUCCUGAUAGAAGAAGAGAGAAGAAAGGUUAUUCUUAAAUAAAAUCUAAUAUCUAUUAAUCAUCUAUAGAAAAAGAAACAGAAUGUAGUAGAGUAUAGACUGAAAAUUCGGAUAAAAGAAAAUUUAUUAAAAUAUAACCAGUUUAAUCUAAAUUAAGCACAUUAUUAACAUUAAUAGGAAAAGAAUUUUAAGGUAUGACAAAAGAGGAAAGAUUAAAAAAGAUUGAAGAACACUAAAUCUAAAAAAGAAAAGAAUUAGAAUAAGAUUAUUAAAAUAAAUAAAAAACAUUUAUGUAUGAAUUAGAAAAAAGAAAAUUAUUAAUAGAAUAACAUUCUAAAAUUAAAAAACAAAAAAUUGAAUUAGUUUAGCAAAAUAAAAAAAAUAAUUAUACUGAAAGAUAAUAAUAUAUUAGAGAUAGAUUAUUAUUAUAAUAAUAAAUGUCUUAAUUUAGAGAAAUAGAACGUUCUUUUAGUAUUAGAAAAGCUUAUGCAUAUAAAGUAUCAUUAAGUUGGGGAAGAUUAAUAAAAUAUAUCCUUUUUAUUGAUACAUUAUAUAAUAUGAUAAAAGUAUUAGAAAAUUUAUUUAAAUUAUUUAGGAUAAUAAAAGAAAAUCUAAAAUAUAAGCAAGAGGUAAAUUAUUGGUAUGGACUCUUAAAACUAAAGCAUUAAUUUCUGCAAAGGAUUAUGGUUAUUCAACUAAGGAAAGAACAAUAACAAAAUCUUGUAUUGCUUUGUAAAUUAUAGCUGUCAAUUUAAGAAAAAAGAUUAAACUAAAAUCUCAAAUAAUUUUGACUAAAUAUCUUAUUUAAAUGAGAUUAGCAGUCACUAUAGUUCAUUAACAUGAUAAAACUUUAAAAAAAAGUAUUAUAAAUUUAUUAUUUUAUAGUAAUUUAGAUUUAAAGGAAUUUUAGAAAUUUAAAACAAAAGAAAUUAACUUUUAGAGAUAAAUUCUUUAAAUUAAUAAAAGAUAAUAUUAAUUAAAUUAUUGAUGAACUCUAAAGAUAAUAAGGUAAAAAAACAUUUUAUGAUCUAAACGAUAAACCUGUAUAGUAAAUAGAUAUGUAAUAUAAUAUAAUUAUUUUUAGUUUUUGCAUAAAUUAGUUGAUUGAUGAAUAUUAAAAAUAAAAAAAGUAGAUUUGGUAUGAAUAUAUUAAUAAUAAAUUCUUUGAAAAAGAUUUCCAUAAAGUAUCAUUUUUAUAAAAUAAUUAGAAAAUGAAAGAUUUUGCAAUUAAUUUGAAAGAACCUUAAUUAUAUGAAGUUCCUAAAAGAAAGGAAUUGAUGUAAAUAAUUGAAAAAUAUGGUAAGAUUAAAAAAUUACUCUGA
Molecule: messenger RNA, 2142 nt
Organism: Paramecium primaurelia
Lineage: Eukaryota; Ciliophora; Oligohymenophorea; Peniculida; Parameciidae
Source: the annotation of a GenBank genome assembly